Messenger RNA from Branchiostoma floridae (Florida lancelet), 10464 nucleotides. RefSeq lists its product as uncharacterized. The transcript has 8 exons. Bases 1 to 9711 code for a protein of 3236 amino acids. The record is from RefSeq and is a predicted model, not a curated record. Lineage: Eukaryota; Metazoa; Chordata; Leptocardii; Amphioxiformes; Branchiostomatidae.
AUGUGGCAGGACAAUGACGAUCUUCGUAUAGAACAACAUAAAACCAAGGAUGGGGUUCAGUCCACGGUCCAAGGGUGGAUGAACGACGACAGCCCACUGAUCGACUUUGGGGACAAACCACUGGUCGACUUUGGCAAUGGACCAAUGACCGACUUCGGCCAGAAACCACUGACCGACUUCGGUGAUAGGCCUCUGGCCGAUUUUGGCCAAAGACCGCUGACGGACUUCGGCCAAAGACCACUGACCGACUUCGGCGAUCGCGACAGACCUCUGGCCGAUUUUGGCCAAAGACCGCUGACGGACUUCGGCCAAAGACCACUGACCGACUUCGGCGACAGACCUCUGGCCGAUUUUGGCCAAAGACCACUGACGGACUUCGGCCAAAGACCACUGACCGACAUCGGCGACAGACCUCUGGUCGAUUUUGGCCAAAGACCACUGACGGACGGCCAAAGACCACUGACCGACAUCGGCGACAGAUCGCUGACCAAUGGCGGCAGCCGCUACACCAUGGAUGGCAAAAAGAUAGUCCAUGAGGAAGAAUGGUUCUACAAAGAUGGGCGAUGGCUAAGAAUCUGGAUAUACGAGGACGAGAUCAUUGAAGUGGAGGACAUCAGAGCCCGUCUGGAGGUGGAGGCGUACGCCAGGUCACGGACUGUGAUGAGAGAAGUCGUGAAGGAAGAAGUGGUUAAAGAGGAAGUCGAGGAACAGAUUAAGGGCCCAGGCAUGAGGAUCACCAUCAGAGGACCGUUCAAGGUCAGACAGAGAAUUCCUCCGGCAGUCAAGUGGAAGAAGAAAGUACAGGAGGUUAAGAAAAUAUCGCGAGUGUUGGAGGCAAUGGAGGAGACAGAUUCGGGCGUUGAGACCACACCAACACACGAGGUCAGGAAACUAAAACAGAUCAUCUAUGGCGUUGGGGAGGAAUACAUGGGAGUACGCCCGGAGGUACCGGGGGUUCAGCUGUACCAAGCGAAACUAGUAUCAUCAGGUCAUGACGAGAUACACAUGGCAAAGAUAGAGACGGUGACGUCUGAAGAUCCAUCCUUCCUUCAAGGCAUUCUGAGGAGCGACUACAUACCGAUGGAGGAAACUAAAGACCUGGACCAAAACAUAGACUAUCAGCGCGAAUUUGGCCAGUAUGUAGAAGUAGAGCGUAGCAGAGCAGAGCAGUCAAUCUCUAGAAGUGAGGAUCCGACUUACAACAGAGUUACAGAAGAGGAGUCAAGAACGUCACUAGAGGAGGUAAGUGAUGUUAUCCCUGGCAUAGUCUACACAAAGCCAUGCUACGAAUCAAUGAGACAGGACAAGUUUGACGCAAAUGCAAGACAAGUACUGAGCGAAAGUCCGGUGUACUUGGAAGCAACGCAGAUGGAGACAGUGGUUCCCGUAGAAAGUGCAUCUGAAGACUUCAACAUUCCAAGCACAGAUUACUCCACUGUGGAGUACGACGUCGUUACACAACAGCGGUUUCAGACAAAGGAGAAGUUUAUGACGAGCGAGGCGGCAGAGUACCACAAGGGAGUGGAAGGAAGCAUCUUUCUAUCAACAGAAGAAAUCAAGACAUCAGGAAACCUGGAGAGCUUCGAAUACGAGAACCUGUACCCCAAGAACAUUGACGUCACAGUCAACAAGGCCGCAAAGGUGACAGUAAGAAGCUUGGACCCGACAUACCAUAAAGCUGAUGUUGGAGAAAUCAAGCAAUCCUUCAAUGAGCGGACUGACCUGAUCCCGGGUUAUGAGUAUGAAAAGUCCUCCCACGAAACGCUAACCGUGGAACAAAAUAAAGCGUCUUUCGAUAUCGUUACCAGCGAAACGCCACAAUUCCUUGAAGCAAUGGAGAUGGAAACGGUGACUCCUGUAGAAACUGUAUAUGAAGAUAAAAACCUCCCUGACCUUAGGUACUCCACAUUGGAAUACGACAUGGUGACACAGCAGCGUUUUCAGCCAAAGGAACAACACACCACGAGUCAGGAACCAACCUACAACAAGGCAGUUGAAGCGAAGACGUUCGUAACGUCAGAGGAGAUCGAUGACACACUGGAGGGCUUCGAAUAUCUUAACGUAACGCCCACGAACUUAGACGUCAUUAGCGACAGGGCCGUGGGGACAACUUUCAGGAGUAUGGAGCCGACAUACCAUAAACAUGUGGUGGAAGAGAUGAGGGAAUCACUUCAUCAAGUGAAAGAGAAGGUCCCAAGCAUAGAGUACAAAGUACCCUCAUACAAAGAAGUAGACGUGGACGUCAAUAAAGCUUUCACGACCAUGGUGACGACUGUAGCUCCACGAUAUUUGGAAGCAGUUGAAGGAAUGGCCAUCCAACCAAUAGUGGAGGCUGGGGCAGCUGUGGAGUGGUCGAUAAUUGUUUUCGUUGAGCCACAAUACACGGUCGUUGCAUCAGACCAGUACAAGGCAAACCAGACAUUCACCAAGACGCAGGACCCAACAUUUCACAAGGGGAUUGAAAGGAGUUUAUUUGCCUCCGCCGAGAAUGUUAAAGAAUUCUUUGAUACAUUCGAGUACCACAAUCUGAAUUCCGAAUACUUAGAUGUGCAGAAGAACAGGACAACAGAAACAAGAAUAAAAAGUGAAGACCCAAGUUACAAAAAAGCUGAAGAAAAAACAGCCAAGAUUUCCCUCGAUGAGCUAGAAGGAGUUGUCCCUCGUAUUGUUUUUGAGAGACCUUGCUAUAUUCAAACGAAAAAAGAGGUCCACGAGGCUUUUGCUGGUGUAAUUCCAAGUGAAUCCCCAUGCUUUUACAAAGCAGAGGAAGGGGAGGUAAGAUUGCGGUUGGUUUCUGAAUCUAACGUUUCUGGGCUUUCGCCCAUAACAUGGCACCAGGCAGCGGAAACAAAAACAGAUCAACAAGUAUUCAAGACAAAGUCUUCCAUGGUCAACACACAGAUAGAAUAUCACAAAGGAAAAGUGGAGAAAGCAUACCUUACCUUGGAGGAAGUCAAGCCUAACAUUGAAAAACUAGACUUCUUGAAAGCAGCGACAGAACUCACCAAGAAGCUCGACACAACGAGGGUUCAUGCCACUAAAGAGAGGAGCGAAAACCCGCAGUACCUACAGGUAACAGAAGGCAAAGUAGACCUGAAAAUUGUUCGAGAGACAAUCUUCAAACUUUCUCCAAUCAAUUGGCACCAAGCGGCGCAAGGAACAGCCGACCAAUCCAGUUUCAGAGCAAAAUCAGACAAAGUCAAGACUGAAAUAGAAUACAACAAGGUGAAGGAAACAGAAAUACAGCUUCCAGUGGAGGAGACAGACGACAACGUGAAGAAGAUAAAGUACUCAAAAGCUGCAGUAGAACUAACAAAUCAGUUGCCAGUAUCACAGGCAUUGACAUCUAAGGAAAGGAGUCAACUUCCAAUGUAUUUGGAGGCGAAGGAGAGCAAGUUAGAGCUACAGCUGUUACCAAGGACCAGUCUAAAGAAAAUGUCUCCAUUAGAGUUCGAGAAACUUCAAACAACAGACAUCAAAAAGGCACCCUUCCAUAUGGUGAAGAAAGAGUCAGUGUCCGUUGGCGUUCCAAUACAUCGUGUUACGGAAAACAAGGUUGAGGAUACGUCAGAGAAAAUCAGUGGUAAAAUCAAAGGUCUGGAGUACGAACAUGCAAGCUGUGAAGCGGUCAAGCAGGACGUUCUCAAGCACCACACAGACACAACUUUUACCUCCGACGCGACGUAUCUCCACGAGGAGACAGACACGGCAACACUUGAGGUCGAAAAGGUUGAGUCUGAAAUAGCAGCGAUAGGAUAUAAACAGGCAGAGGCGAUAAACAUCCCAAAGGUUCCAGAACACAUGGUGAAGGAAGAGACAGUUUCUGUUGGUGUGCCAAUACAUCGUGUCACCGAAAACAGGACUGAGAAUAAGUCAGAGCAAAUCAGUGGCACCAUUGAAAGUCUGCAGUACGACCAUGCAAAUUAUGAAGAACUCAUGCAGGAAGUACAAAAACACGACACAAGCACGGCCUUCUCCUCUGACGCAAAGUACCAUCAAGCGGAAUCGGACACAACAACACUUGACGAGGAACGUGUUGAAUCUACAUUACCUGCGUUCGCCUACAAGCAGUUAGAAAUAACAAGUAUCCCAAUGAUUCCCAACCACAUGGUGAAAGAGGAGGCAGUGUUCGCUAAUGUACCCGUACAUCGUGCUACAGAAGCCGACUUUAAGAUCGAGCCAGAAGAAGUCGGUACAGUCAAGAUACAGGUAUAUGAAAAGGCAACCAAGGAAGAGGUGAACCAGGAGAUUUUGGAACACCACACAGAUUUGUCGUCCUCCUCUGAUGCAGAGUACCAUCACGCGGGAUUGGAUCAGGUCACACUUGAGGAAGAAACGGCUGGACCUGCCAUCGAGCCGUAUGAGCUUGACGCCUGCACCCCGUCUACAGUGGCCGUACAACAGUACAUGGCAAACACAGAGGAGACUCAUGCCGCUGCACCAAAAUUCCUCCACGCUGUGCAAAAUGAGAUGCUGACACCUUCCGAACAGACCAGGAAAGGCGCACCGCCCAUUCCAUGGGACAAGGCAGAUGUCGAUCAGAUCAGUGUGGAGGUUCAAAAAACCGAGGCAACACUUUCGAAGUCAUCUUGUCCUCGAUACGAAGCAGCUGAAAGAGGAAUGGAACUAGAAAUUGAGGAAGUAAGAAACAUAAAAGAUGUUGACUACGAAACUGGAGAACAAAUCCCGGUAGACCAGGUGCUUUUUACACCGAUGUCAGAGAAGACAGAAUCAGCCGAAGCAGAAUACCUACAUGCAGAUGUAGCAAAGGAAGAAGUUUCUGCGGAAAGUACAGAAACGUUUGAUGGUUUCACAGCGCAGGAGCCAAAGUACAUGCUGAUAGAACGAACUGAACGUAAAGUGGAGAACGUUGCCCUCCAGAAGACAGAAAGCCCGCAAUAUCACAAGGGAGGGCAAAACUCAGAGACCAUCGAUGUUUUCCAAAUUGAUGGAGAGUUUGAAGCCCUUCAAUAUGACUCACCUGUGUUCAAUGCUAUCCCCAACGAACCCACUCCAAAUGUGGAAGUUGGACUACAGAAGGCUUCUGUCAACCUGAUCACUCCAACAGAGGACAAGAUUGAUCUUGAGCUCGACAAGACGAACGAAGGAGUUGAACCAUUCGUUGUGGAGAGAGCGACGAUAGAUGUGGAGCCAUUACAAGAGAUAUCCAGUCCUUUGUACGUGUCCCAACAGGACGCAAUACUUAAUCCCCUCCCGAUCCACGAAGCGCAGGAAGAGGAGGCACCCAAUUGGGAGACAGGAGAGGAAACGAUGUUUGAGGAGAUGAAUCUGACAAAGGCCAAACCAUCAGUAGCUCUUGGACAGUUAUGUAAGGCAGAUAAAAGACAACCAAAGGUGCAACUUGCCCCGGAGCCAGCUCCAGUCAUAGCAAGUGAGGUCAGCCAAGUUCAACGAUCCAUUGAACCUCCUCCAAGACGCAGGUUCCGUUUGAAAGAAAAGGUACUAGAUCAGCCAUUGGAGGAGACUGAAGAGAUACCCCAAGUAGUGCAAAAUACAGUCGAGGCUAAAUUGGUGCCGAAAGAAAAACAUGAAACUGUCAUCAGCAGCCAGAUACGGACAUACCUCAUGGAUAUCAAGUUUGCAAAAGAACAGGAUGAAGAGAUAGAGCUAGGUGAACUCGAGGAGUUACUUGCAUAUAUCAUGAAUAACGCAAACGAAGACAUGGAAGAAUUGAUAACAUUUGGCAAGGUGGAAGUUGUAGACCAGAAGGUGGCCAAAUUGGACCUUCCCAAGUUGGAAUUCCAUGAAGAAGAGCAGCAAUUUACCGCUCCAGAUCUUAAUCUUGCUCCAGUUUCUCGAGCUCUCCUCAAACAGCCUGUCGAAAAUACUGUGAAAGAUGUUGACACGGAUACCGUCUAUGAAAUCCCAGACACCGCAUAUGAACAAAAGGAGGGAGAUACCGUAUUUCAAGACACAGUGCACACGGCAGAAGAAAAUGUCGUUGACAUUCACAAAGCCCCAAUGAUAUACUACGGAGAAGAGAAUGUCUCCAAUGUUGAAACCGGGGAGUUUGAAGUGUUUGCAGAGCCUUUCAAAUCUUCAGCAAUAAUGGGCGAGGAAGAAGCGCUAGAGCUAUGGAAAGCUUUGGUUGAAGAGUCCAUUCUCAAUAUGCACACGUUGGAAGCAGAGGAGGGCAAAGUUGAGGAGGUCGGAUUGGAGAUCAUCUCUGACAUUGCUCCAAUGUCUCCGGAAGAAGCAAAGGAGUUCAAGCUGCCAGAGGAACUCUACCUUGAAGCUGAGCAUCAUUCCUUGAAGAGUUUGGCCCCUCUUUAUCAGUCGGAAGAGGGUGUUAUCGAGCUAAAAGAACAGACUGUUACUACUAUACCUCCGAAGCUGCCUGGAGAAAGUGCACAGAUCAUUGCAGUGCCAACACAACGACUCGAAAAUGUGACGUCAUCUACGGCAGAGGUCAUGAAAGCGCAACACUUUGGGGAUGAAGGAGUCAUAGAGGCCAGAGAAGAAUACAUCUACAUUAUUCCACCUUUUGAGGAAGAUGAUGCAGAAAUGAGUACGUUGCCUAUCCCCGAGAUGAGCCAAGCUUAUUCCGUUGCCUCUAGAACCGAAUUGUCACCGGAAGAGCACAGUAUCUAUCUGAAGGAACAAUAUGUCAACACCAUUGCGCCUGAGUCGGUUUCUGAUACGGCAAACACGUCCACUCUUCCUCAUCUACAGAUGGACCAGGCACACAUUGGGUCUUCCAGAAUGGAACGGUUCCCUGAAGAACAUUCUCUGGAUGUCAAGGAACAAUAUGUUGGCACCAUCGCGCCUGAGUCGGUUUCUGACACGGCAAACACGUCCACACUGCCUCAUCUACAGAUGGACCAGGCACAUGUUGGGUCCUCUAGGAUGGAGCGAUUCCCGGAAGAACAUUCUCUGGAUAUCAAGGAACAAUAUGUUGGCACCAUUCCUCCGGCUUCGACUAGUGACACUGCAAACCUAUCUUCACUCCCACACUUGGAGAUGAGUCGUGCUCAGGCGCAAGCCUACAGGAUUCAGUUGCUGGCCAGAGAAGACACUGAUGACUUUGAUGACCACAGUGUUCACGGACUGGCAUCUGAUGAGACUGACAAGGCACGGGAAUCAAACCUCCCUCAUCUGGAAAUGGACCGUGCCAGAAUCGAAUCCUACAGGGUCCAACAACUAGCCAGGGAAGACAUAGACGACUUUGAUGACCACAGUGUUUACGGAUUGGAAUCGAAUGCUUCUGAUAGGGCAUAUGAAUCAAAUCUUCCUCAUCUGGAAAUGGAACGUGCUAGAGUCCAAUCCUACAGGGUCCACCAACUAGCCAGGGAAGACAGGGAUGACUUCCAGGAACACACCGUGGGUUCCUUUGAAUCACAUGAUACGUACAGAGCAAGAGAGUCCGAUCUCCCUCAUCAGAGAAUGGACCGCGCUCGCGCCGACACUUACAGGGUCCAUCAGCUGGCACAGGAAAACGUCAUCGCCGCCAGAGAGCAACAGGUCUACGUCAUAAAGCCAUCUUCAUCCGAAAGAGCACGAUCAUCUUCCUUACCAUAUUUGCGAUUAGACAGAGCUCGUGCAGAGUCCUAUCGCAUCCAACAGCUAGGCAGAGAGCAAGUAAUCGGCACCAGAGAGCAGUACGUUAGCACCAUUCAGCCGUCAUCAUCAGCACAUGCAAGGUCGACAACCCUCCCUUCUGAACGCUAUCGGUAUGUUAUCCCUGCCCCGCAAAGGCAACCCCCAACCUUGGUAAGAGUGAGAGAUGUUAGAUGGCAGCCGCUUCUUGUGCAUGCUGCACCGAUCCGGGAUCUGCACCAAGAUCGCGUUAUAGCUGUCCACGGGGUGCGGGCAGGUUAUACAAAGAAAAUGAAAACGGAUAUACUAGAAGCACCAGCGGUGGAAACUGAAGUUAUCGAUGUCAUCCCACCGCUUCCAUCAGACGCUGCCAUGAUGGGUCGUAUUCCUGACGAUGUUGUACAGAAGGUACAAGUCCAAAGUGUGGAGAGUUACCAAGCACCCAUCGAGAGGGUCGUCGGGGAAAGAGUAGAAAUCGCCUCUGUCAUCCCCCCACUUCCACCUGGCAUCUUCCAGCAGAGCGACUCCCCAGUUGAUGUCUUCCGAAAGACUCACGCGCAGCAUGUUUACAGUCACGGGGUGGUCGAAAGACAAGAAACUAUCCCUACAAAUCUGCCAGCAGCGCAGUUGCCUCCGCUACAACACCGGACGUCUGUGUGGCGACUGGUUCCAUCGGGAAGUCCAUCCUCUCCCAUUUCUCCGGUAGAACAGAUGGCACCUAGGCAACACGUGGUCACUUCUGAUGACUUCCACAGAACAGACUCCUCAACCCUACACAGUAACUGGGUACCAGCCGAAAUACAGGUUGUAGGGGAGCUGGACUCACUCAUGCAACAAGGAAUCAUCAGGUAUAACCCUCUCAGCAAAGGGGUUGAAGAUGACGUGGAUGCUCAUCGAUACAACGAUGUCUUCACGGGCAAAGACAACAGCGGACAGAGGCCACAAGCUUGGACUGUCUAUCGGCCUCCCACGGCUCAGCAGUCUGGCAAUGUCAAAGUCGGGAACAUCCCUAGAGUUGGAUAUCCGACUAGGCAGUGGCCCUCAACACAGUCGUUGGUCUCGGAAACGGCGGCAGAUAGAGGUGAGGAUGACUUCGACUACGACAAAAUCAUCAAGAUGACCACCGGAGGAAAACAUGAACUGGGCGAACAUGGCGAACCAAGGUCUGGCUGGUCAACUGUGUCAGUAGAAGGCAGCGAGCUCAGCCCCGUACCACCGCCAGAACCUCGUAUGUUCUUCAAAACGGUUCCCAGCAGCCAAGAGUCAAUUUACGUAGAGCAACAUCGAGCAGGAAUGGUACAAGAGACACAUAUGUCACAGCAAUACCAACAGCCAAGAAUGGUCCGACAAUCGUCACACCAGUCACAAGUACAACACGGACCGCAAGAAAGAAGCAACAGACCGCCAUUUGCCUUUGACUUCGGUCGCCUGGUUCACUGGACGGUUGGUCGGCAGAACAAGAUCCAGCAACUCCAACCAGAGCGGGGUGCCGUACCGCAACAUCUUGUGCCGUUCGACUUUGACAAAGCCACGACGUGGACCGUAUCAGAGAAAUCCCGUGACGGCAGGACCAGCGAGGAGAAGACGUACGUCAGCGUAGGCGUACCGGUCCGGGUGAGAAACAACUAUUUCAUCAACGAUACCAACGAUCGUCAACAGACGUCACAAACUCAUCAGUCCGCACCACCGACAAGGGAUGUCCACCCGAGAAAGAUAGCUGAAAAUCUGCAUUGGACGCCUGCAGAUGGUAGAGGCCGACAAUCAUCACUUAAUUCUUACCAAGUCCAUGCAGGUCAGCAGCGUGAGUCGCAACAAUACGCACCGCCUCCCCCGGCUUACCCGGGCAGCCCGUCCCCGGGUACCGACGCUUCAGCUCCCGGGAGACGGUCAUCUCAGCGUGACUCUCAGGAUCCCUUCUCGUUAGGCUACCUUGAAAAACGGAGGCGGUCCAGCCAGGCCAGCUCCAUCAGUGACCGGUGGCUGAACCGGACCGGGCAAAACGACUCGGACGACGAUGACAACGCGUCUCUGCACUCGUGGUCCAGUUACGAUAGUUCACAGGUGAGAAAACUGGACCCCAGUCGACUCAAAAUGUUCGAGAAGUACAAAGCCAAGAAGAGAGCAAAGCGACAUCUGGAAAAUGGACAUGUCUGAUGAGCAAGACGCACAAGGCAGAUGUUUGUACAUGUACAGUACAGUACAUAAGAUAGUCUUUGGGAGGGAUAGUCUAACAGAGAUUAGUUUAUUUUGUUUGCCUUAGAAUGGUAAUAAUAGACGUACAGGCGACUUAGAAUCGACUCAAUGUGCAUGAAUACUAACAAAUGCACUACUUGAUGAUAAUAGAACACGUUACAUUCUGUAUUCUCAAGCUUUGUUAGUCGAUUGUAAGGUAGUUCAGCGCUGAGUACUGAUCAUGGUACAUUUUGAAGAAACAGCAACAUACCAAAUGAGUCAAUGUACAAAACUUAUUAACGUUACGUUACUUUUAGUUUACAAUCAAAUAUCUAAUGUCUGUAUAGUUGGCAUCCUUGUCUCUUCAGUAAAACCUAUAGCUACACAGACCUUGUCCUUUUAGUUUUGAUAUCUGGGCAGUUGUAUCCAGUAAGGGUUUCGGGAUUUGUGAAUAUAGAUUUAUAUUUUCACCACUAGCAUAAAUAAAACAGUCUAUUUUGCUCAAUAUUUUAUCAUGUUUGCUAUGUGUAUGUUACAUAUCAAAGUAUGCGAAUAGCUUUCUUAUGUAGAUCAAGCUGUUGAAAAUACGAAUAGAACAGCCAGUCUAUUUGUUGACUUACAUACUGCUGGACAAAGAUGUAGAGAUUUCUAGAAAUCUGACAUCAAUGCUUUGGGGCAUCUCGUACUGAACGCGUUGCAGCGCAAUUUUUAUCAAUAAAGUGUCGAUGAUUAUGU